Molecule: messenger RNA, 1363 nt
Organism: Vigna angularis (adzuki bean)
Lineage: Eukaryota; Viridiplantae; Streptophyta; Magnoliopsida; Fabales; Fabaceae
Product: peroxidase 12-like
Exons: 3
Coding region: 68-1111 (347 amino acids)
Biological process (GO): response to oxidative stress; hydrogen peroxide catabolic process
Molecular function (GO): heme binding; peroxidase activity
Source: RefSeq, a predicted model, not a curated record
UGAUGUGUGUUCCUACUUCUAUAAAUAAUUCAGAUGAUUUAAUCUCUAAAGGAAAAGAAAGAAUAUAAUGGCUAAGUCCAGUUGUUGCAGUUGUUUAAAUUCCAUGUUCUUGAUUUCUUCCAUUCUAUUUAGUUCUUACUUGAUUUGGUGUGAGGCAGAAGGCAAUCCGGCAGUAGUGAAUGGAUUAUCAUAUUCCUUCUAUUCCGAAAGCUGUCCCAAGCUUGAAAGCAUUGUCAUAAAGCAUCUCAGAAAUGUGUUCAAGCAAGCUCAUUGGCAAGCUCCAGCCUUACUCGUCAUUUUCUUCCAUGAUUGUUUUGUUCAGGGAUGUGAUGGAUCUUUGCUACUGGAUGGUAAUCCAGGUGAAAGGGAUCAUCCACUGAAUAGAGGCAUAAGCUCUAAGGCUGUGCAGACCAUUGAUGAACUAAGAGAAGUUGUUCACAACCAGUGUGGAAGGAUAGUUUCAUGUGCAGAUAUCACUGUCUUGGCAGCUCGUGAUGCUGUUUUUCUUUCUGGAGGUCCCUAUUUCAAUGUGCCACUUGGAAGACAAGACAGUCUAAACUUCAGCAUUGAAGAAACAAACAAUCUUCCAUUACCCUACAACAUCACCGAUGUCACACUCAAAACAUUUGAAUCCAAAAACUUGGAUGUUACAGAUGUGGUUGCCUUAUCAGGUGCACACACCAUUGGUCGUGCCCACUGUCAUACAUUCUACAACAGGGUUUUUCCUCAAGAUCCCACCAUGGACAAAACCUUAGCUAAACUCCUUAAUUCUACUUGCCCUACCACAUACUCACGUAACACUUUUCGUUUGGACUUCAGAACCCCCAAAACCUUCGAUAACAAAUACUACAUUAACUUGAUGAAUCACCAAGGUUUGUUCACUUCCGACCAAGACUUGUUCAAAGACAAGAGGACAAAAGGGUUGGUAGAGGCCUUUGCACUUAAUCAAACCUUCUUCUUCCACAAAUUCAUUCAUGCUUUUGUAAAGAUGAGCCAAUUGGAUGUGUUGACUCAAAAUCAAGGUGAAAUUCGUGCGAAAUGUAAUCUGAUAAAUGAUGAGAGAUCUAUGGUGAAGUCUAUUGUGGAUGAGAUUGUACAAUUACCCAAUUGAUUUUAUGUUCGUUCCAUAGUUUGUUAUAUAUUAGUGUUGUUGUUUGCUUAUUGUGUCGGUUAUAGGAUUGAGUCACUAAGUACCUUCACAAUUUGUCCUUCUUCGCCGUUUGGUCUUGCUCCUUGGGUCUCUUGUCACCUAGUUCGGUCGGGGUGUACCUGUUAAAGAUACUCCGAUGCCAAAGUCAGUAAUUGAACCGUUCGGUUAUCUAAUACGACAAUAACAGUAAUAAAUGCACAUUAAUUGCCUCUA